AAUAGAACUCCAUUUCCCAGCUUCUUCAUGCAGCUGUCAUUAGGGGUUUUGUCGCUAGUUCAGGUUUCCGAAGUCGCCUUCUUCAUCGCAGGUGCUAACAAAUGGUUUAAUCUGAUCAUUUCUUUUUGAGAAGAUCCAUGAUGAUGGAGGAACAAACCAGAUCCAUCCAUGAGCAGAGGUUUGACGCUGCGGUUAAAGUGAUCCAGAGUUUACCUGUGAACGGUUCCUUUCAACCAUCCAAUGAAAUGAUGCUGAAAUUCUACAGUUACUACAAGCAGGCGACUCAGGGCCCGUGCAACAUUCCCCGCCCGGGGUUCUGGGAUCCUGUUGGCAAAGUCAAAUGGGAUGCAUGGCACGCACUUGGAGAUAUGCCAAAAGAAGAGGCCAUGAUUGCGUACGUGGAUGACCUCAAGCUGAUUCUUGAAAGCAUGCCCAUGACCGAGCAGGUGGAACAGCUGCUGCAGGUCCUCGGGCCGUUCUACGAGAUCGUGGAUGAGAAGAAAAAGAUCAGCCAAGUUUCAGACCUGACUGCAGGCCUCGGAAGCAUGAUGUCGCCUCCUUCGAAUAGCGUCACAAAAAGCAUCAUCAGAACCUUGGAAAUGAACGGCACCUUGGACGGCCUCGGCCCCAACAAAUCCGACGCGCCAAACGUUAACGUGAAUGAGCUCGAGGAGCAGGAGGACGGAGGUGAGGAUGACGAAAAAGAUAACGAGGACAGCGGAGAUGAUGAGAAUGAAGAGGAAGACGAGAACGAACAGCUGCAGGAAGCUUCUGCCCUGAAGAAAAAGGGCAGAACGGGAAAAGCGAUUCCUAACGGCAGCAUAGGGCAUAACCGGUCUCCCGUGACGAACGGGACACACUGCACGAAAUCCACCCUGAACGGAAAAGACACGGAGGAGGACGACGGAGAGAUCCGGCACGUUAACGGCCACGCUAAAGAUGAUAACGAAGACGUUUGCGGCCCUCAUCACGUGGCCUCCGACUCAGACAGCGAGGUUUACUGCGACUCCGUGGACCAGUUUGGUGCAGAGGAGCAGAACAGCGAUUCUCACGCGAACCGCUCCCUGGAGGAAAGCCAUAGAAUCGGGUGCUCUCAGGAGGAGCUGCACUUGACGGGAGACUCGGAGAUCCUGCUGAGAGGACAGGACGGCGUUCAGCACGGAGGAGAAGACGGGAAGACAAGUGGAGGAGGAGGAGGAGGAGCGCAGAAAAACAGCCUGAGCAUGAGCAGACCAGGCGGCUCUCUGAUCAGGAGAGGACAAGGGUCCAGGUCAUCAGGCUUGGGGCCAGGAGUCACAGGGACCUUACAGGGUGCUGGAGGUGAUGGAGAGCGCUGGGGGUCUGAUGGAGCCAGAGGCAGCGACCUGAACGAGCAGAUAGUCACAGCUUUAACGAGGCUACAGGAGGAUAUGCAGAGUGUCCUAGAGAGACUGCACACACUCGAGGCUCUAACUGCCUCACAGGCGAGAUCAGCGGCCUUGCCCUCAGAAUACCUGCUGCCUCCAGCCAGCAGGCCUCGCAGGAAGUCGUCCUGGUGGCCGUUCGACGUUUCUCCAGGCACCGUGGCCUUCGCUCUCGUCUGGCCCUUUAUCGCACAGUGGAUUAUUCGCCAGUAUUUUCAGAGGCGGAGAAGAAAACUGCGCUGAGAAGCGUGCGCUUAAAGAGGCCGGCGUCCUCCGUCGCAUCCCGUCUUUCAAACUCUCGCUUUUGCACUACGAUGAAGACGCUGAAAUUUAGUGAGCAUCGAAACAAACUGAUAGAUGAAUGUGUGCAGCUUCUAAAGGCUUUUUGUACUUUUUUUUUGUCUAAUAUGAGUGCUAAGUGCUAAGAUUUACAUUUAAACUGCUUGGUUUGAGAUGAGAAAUGAGAAGCAUAACGACGUAGUAACGAGCAAUUCUAUACUGUAUUACUAUUAAUUUUUUUUCAUAUUGAAAUCUUAAUAGGGCAUUAUGAUAACACGCGAAUAUGGCGCCCAGCGUAGGACUAGACGUGUCGAUCGUUCUGCUUCUCCAUAAAGCUGCUAAUAGGCUCUGUAGGAACAUGUAGAAUUGUACAGUAUAAUCGAUUUAACGCUUGUUGAGUAACGAGCUGCGUAAUUCUGAGUAGGCUUUGAUCCCUGUCUGGAAAUCAGGAAGAGUUUGUGGCGUCGGGAAUUAAUGUGAAUUUGACGGACGGUGUGUUUUCAGGUUCCAGCCUGUCGGACGGAUAAGUAAUCAAAGCCAUAAUCACAAAAUAGUUCACCGAUGUAGAACCGCGUAAAGUCAGUUAACGAGGAACGCUCUUCCUUCUCGACACUGUGGCGGUGAGAUCAACUUACCGUGCACAAGAAGCAUUCUCUCCAGUCAGCAGAUCCUCUAUCGUGCUUAAUCGAGGUCGUGCACAUUUAUAAUUAAUGAUUUCAUUGUUUAGCUAAAGGCAGCUAGUCCGGUUAAAGUUUCAUACAAAACUUUCAUACAAAAAAUAGUGGAACUUACGUAACUGCACACGGUCACAUUUUACUACUGGUUGAAUAUCACACAUCUUUCAUGGAAUUAUGAAUAACAAACCUUUGAAAAAAAGAAUCAUUUCAGGUGCAUAAUUAGACCUUAUAAAUCACUAAUGUUAACUAAAGCGCUUGAAGCUAAUUAAAGCUACACUACGUACACAUUUAGGUAAAAGAGGCACACUAAAGGAACACAUGCCCUACGUAAGCAUCACUGGUGCCACCCCAGAUACAAGGUGGAAUACAGAUUGGUGGCUUUAUUUCUGAAAGUGUAGAAAGGACAGUUGAAUAAAAAAAAAAAAAAAGGUAUAACGUUGACUUAGGAAGCGUGAAACGGUUUAAAAUCCCAUGCGCACAAACAGUUCUGCAUUCAAAUCUAAAACCGAGCAUUAAAAUCCGGAUGAUUUGUGAUUUCACACUCGGGGGGUGGGGGGUAGGAUCGUUGGGGUGUGUUUCAGAUAAACACAAUACGCAGCACAUUAUUAUGUUGAGAAAAGUCAUGCAAUAAUUGUUUGAAUUAAUUGUUUUUAUUUAAUCUGUUAUACUUUACCAUGUUUUUUGUUGUCUGUUUGAAUCAAACUGAUGAGUUUCUGUUAAGAUUUAACCUCCAACGUUGUGUUUCGUUUUCCUCUCGGUGUAAAUUGUUCAAUAAUGUUAAUAGCUAUAAUAUGUGUAUAUUAAACAGACUUAAACUAUAUAUAAAUAAACAAAGGAACUGAAAUUGCCAUUUUAAUUGUAACAUACUGUAAUGUAGCAUCGGCUUCUCUGGAACGGCGAUUAAACCACGAUGUAAUUAAAAGCUGCGUUUUGUUAGAAAUAUCUUUCUAUCGACGACCACUUUUGUUUCCAGAGGAGCGUCUGUGAACGUUCUUAUUGUUAAUCAGAAGCACGAAUAAAAAUUAAUAGCUUUUGGA
Molecule: messenger RNA, 3396 nt
Organism: Tachysurus vachellii
Lineage: Eukaryota; Metazoa; Chordata; Actinopteri; Siluriformes; Bagridae
Gene: acbd5a
Product: acyl-CoA binding domain containing 5a
Exons: 13
Coding region: 138-1646 (502 amino acids)
Biological process (GO): fatty acid metabolic process; autophagy of peroxisome
Cellular component (GO): peroxisome
Molecular function (GO): fatty-acyl-CoA binding
Source: RefSeq, a predicted model, not a curated record